Messenger RNA from Priapulus caudatus, 1656 nucleotides. RefSeq lists its product as uncharacterized. The transcript has a single exon. Gene Ontology annotation, cellular component: nucleus. Bases 1 to 1656 code for a protein of 551 amino acids. Gene Ontology annotation, molecular function: DNA binding. Lineage: Eukaryota; Metazoa; Priapulida; Priapulimorpha; Priapulimorphida; Priapulidae. The record is from RefSeq and is a predicted model, not a curated record.
AUGAAAACCACAAAAGCCAAGCUCACAUCGAAAGCAAGUGCUAGUAGAAAAAUAUCAGAAGCCCGUCCAACAACAAGUCCCGCAGUGCAAAAGGCCAAAAAAGUGGCAAAGAAGCAUGUGAGGCCAGGAACGCCAGGCAAGGGAUCGAGGGUCAGGAGGGCCCUAUUUGCCAUUCGGGAGAAUGAGAUAUCAAUCAGGCAGGCAGCUCGUGAUAACGAGUUGUCAUUUGAGUAUUUAUAUAGGAGGCUGUCGAGAGAAGUAGAGAUUGAUCGAAAAAAGGGUCCACCACAAGUGUUUACUAGAGAAGAAGAAGCGAUGGCAAGAUGGCUGCGUGAGAUGGCAGAAAGAGGAAUGGGGUUAAGGCCGGGAAAAUUCUUGGACUUUGUCCAGAUUAUUGUUGAACGUGAGAAUAGGUCUACUCCGUUCAAGAAUAACAGGCCCAGCCAUGAUUGGUAUUAUGCCUUUAUGAAGAGAAACUGCAAGAUAGUGGAAAUGCGCAAAGAAACACUCUUGGAAAAUUGCAGAGCAAAAUUAACAAAAAAUGCAACUGAUAAGUGGUUUGGCGGUUUUAGAGACUUCCUUGCUAGAGCAGACGUCUUAGACAAACCCAGCAGAAUUUGGAAUGCAGACGAAACUGGGUUUUGUAUGGGAAGUUCUGCCAGCAAGCAGAAAAUAAUCGGACCUCCGAGGAAAGAGAAUGCCCACCAGGUGCCUCAUGUAUCUGGCGGCAAUAGCAAGCAGCGGCUGACUGUGAUGUUCUGUGGGUCUGCAGAUGGAAGAAUGAUGCCCCCUUUCUUGGUGUAUCCUUCACCUCAGCCACGUGGAUACAAUCCACUAACUGGAGCAAUUGAAGAUUCCGAAAUUGCCUACACCAAGAAAGGGUGGAUGGAUGCAGAUACGUUCUGCAAAUUUAUUCAACAUUUUGAUAAACAUGCCGGCACGGAUAGACCAGUUGUACUGUUAAUAGACAGCGUAAGCAGCCAUGUACACAUGGCCGCUUUUGAAGAUGCAAAAGCAAGGGGGAUUGAAAUUUAUCGGAUUGUCCCGAACGCCACCCAUUUGAUGCAGCCCCUAGAUAAAGGUGUGUUCGGUCCAUUGAAGGCAAAGUGGCACCAGGUUGUAAGACACAAUACAAGAGACCACCCAGACAUUCCAAUAGGAAAGGUAAACUUUGCAGAAAAACUAAAAGAAGCCUUUCUAUUAUUCUAUAAGCCCUUAACCAUCAUAAAUAGCUUUAAAGCACCCGGUAUAUAUCCUGUCGACAGCACCGUGAUAUCAUCAACCCGGCUAAAACCAACAAUCACGUAUAAGGAUGCAGUGGAGCCAUCAACAAGCAGCACACCACAUGACAACACUUGUGAUGAGCUUCGGAAGGCAUCAGGGGCAUUGGUGGCACUAGAGAGUGUUUUAUCAACUCUGACCAGGGAGACGUAUCACAGACGCAUCCAGGAAGGAUACGACAUAGAAGGGAAAUCUCCCUGCUUUGAUGCGUACAGACUACUGUACAUGAAAGCGAACGGCAGAGACACGGCCAUCACAGCACCCCAGAAACCGAACAGUCUGCUUACAAUUCUGACAACAUAUCACCAUCCGUGCGAGAAGCACUUGUGUUCCCCCGUGCUCACGAAUCAAGGCCAAAGCGGAUUACAGUGCUGA